Parascedosporium putredinis is the source of this 708-nucleotide messenger RNA. The record is from the annotation of a GenBank genome assembly. NCBI's taxonomy places the organism in Eukaryota, Fungi, Ascomycota, Sordariomycetes, Microascales, Microascaceae.
AUGAAUCAGGAUCUCGAACAUCAGUAUGACGGCCUCCAGGUGGUCCCCAAUGACCCGACCCAGGACAAGCAGCCGUAUGGCAACCCCUACGCCCCAUCAUCAUACCCGGGGACCGCGGUAAUGGGCACCUAUGUCGGCCAGGAGGCCUUCACGCCGCCUGAGAAGCGUGUAGCCGGCAUGAGGAGGUCGACUCUAAUCAUCGCGUCGAUAAUUGUCCUUUUGGUGGCCGUUAUCGCUCUUAUUGGCGGGCUUUUCGGAUCCAAGAUCGGUACCCUAGAGGAUAAGCUCGCAAGCUUUGUAAACGCGACACCCACACCAACGAGUACCGGAAGCAGUGAUUCCACAAAAACCUCGCCCGACGUUUACCCCACCGAAACCGAUAUCGUCGUUGCCGGCUACGAGUACAUGGGCUGCUACGAGGACGCCUCGGACCGCACACUCGCCAACAACUCUUCUAACCGCGAUACCAUGACCAACGCCCAGUGCGCCGUAUUUUGCGGGCGCUUCAAGUACUUUGGCACCGAGUUCGGCUCCCAGUGCUACUGCGGCGAAGAGCUCACCCGUACGAAAGCCGUGCCCCCUGGCACUGCGCCGACCACUGCAGUGGCUCCGAAGCGGGAGCGGAGAACUGCGGUGGCUUCUUCUACCUCAGCUUGUGGAGGAAGACUACGCCUCGCGUUUGGCCAGUGGGAAAGGCAGGUUGAUUAG